Schistosoma guineensis is the source of this 1239-nucleotide messenger RNA. The record is from the annotation of a GenBank genome assembly. Lineage: Eukaryota; Metazoa; Platyhelminthes; Trematoda; Strigeidida; Schistosomatidae.
CACAACUCGAAUUGAGAUAUCAAAGAACGAUCUUUUCACCAUAUCUGCUGAUUAAAUUUUGGGAGUUGUUUAAGUUUGUGCCGUCGGCUCAAGGGCAUUCGGGCAUGUCUGGAUUCUAAUAUUGUUGACUUGUGUUGUCAGUGAUUGUUGUCUAUUGCUUUCUGUAGUAAAUCUCUCACGCUACUUUGCUUGUUUCGUUAGUCCACACAGUACCUUCUGGUUAGACUCAAACCGUUACAAUAGCCUGUCAGAAAGAUAAGGAUUCCAUUUGCAAAACUUGGAAAAUUGUUCGGCGUAAUGGAAGUCAUAACUAUACCCGCCUUGUCGGAUAACUACAUGUAUGUAGUUAUCGACAGAGCAUCAAAUAUAUGCGCAGUUGUGGAUCCAGUGGAACCUGAUAAGAUUUUGAGUGCAGUCACGCAACGCGGUUUGCGACUUGAAUCUAUAUUGACAACUCAUCAUCACUCGGACCACGCUGGAGGAAACCUUGACCUUGUAACUAAAUGCAGGAAACAAGGCUUAGAGGGAGUAAAGGUGUAUGGAGGAGAUGAUCGUAUUAGUGGUUUGACUGAUACUGUGUCUCACGGACAUAAAAUAAAGAUUGGUAGCAACCUCAAUGUUUGUUGCUUGGCUACACCAUGUCAUACUACUGGUCAUAUAUGCUAUCUGGUUACCGAAGAAAACAGUACCAAAGAAGGGGUGGUAUUUACUGGCGACACGUUGUUCCUUGGGGGUUGUGGAAGAUUUUUUGAAGGGACCGCUGAACAAAUGUUUAAAGCACUUAUUGAGGUUCUUUCCAAGUUACCAACAACAACGAAAGUCUAUUGUGGGCACGAAUAUACUGUAAAAAAUCUUGAAUUUGGCUUAACUGUUGAGCCAAAAAAUGACGCGCUUAAACACCGGUUAGAAGCUGUAAAACGUUUACGUGCGUCUAAUCAAGCAAGUGUUCCCGGUACAAUCGGAGAGGAAUUAGCAACCAAUCCUUUCAUGCGUGUUUGUGAACCAGAUGUGCUCGCACAUGCGAAAACUACCGAUCCCAUCAAAGCCAUGAAAACAAUUCGCGAAGAAAAAGAUCACUUUUAGAUUUGAAACUGAUUUGUCUUACGAUAACAGCGAUAUAUUGCAAUUUCUUCAACGAAGUCAGUAUGUCUUUUUAUAUUUUCGAACAUUUAAUAUGCUUAUCUUGACCCUGAACAUUGAUAAAACAUAUUAAAUAAAUAAAUAAAAUUGGUACUAAUG